Messenger RNA from Rotaria sp. Silwood2, 825 nucleotides. The record is from the annotation of a GenBank genome assembly. Lineage: Eukaryota; Metazoa; Rotifera; Eurotatoria; Philodinida; Philodinidae.
AUGAUAGAACUAGAGAAACAAUUUGAAUUACCAAUUAUAUCUUCGUUUAAUGUUCUUCGAGAAUACAUAGCGAAAUUUAUUGAUUUUGAUGUUCCAUCGAAUUACACUAACAAUGCUCAACCAUUGGAAUUUAUUCGUCUUUAUGAUAUUGAAAAUGAUCAACCAACAUCAAUUGUACAUGAGCCUAUUCUAACAACUCUAAAACAAGCAAGAGUACGCGAUUUAUGCUCAUAUGCCUUCGAAAUAUUAUCUCAUCCUGAAUAUUUAGCAAAAAAAGACUUACUUCUUAAUAUUGUUUAUUCGAAAGAUACUAAUAAUAACUAUUUUCAACAUAAAUUUGAACUUCAUUGGUCAAUACGAGACAAUACAAGUGCUAAAUAUGAAUAUCUCGAACAUCACAUUUUAUUGCAUUUAAAAUCCUUAAUAGACGAUAAUCUUUAUGACAAAAAUGAUUCAAAAGAAAUAAUUAAAAUAACUAUAGCACGUUAUUUUCCUGAUCGAGGACAAUGGAUAAUAAUUGAUCCUUCAUUAAUAACAAAUAAAAAAGUGAAAACAUCAAAUCUUAAUCUUAAACUUGAACCAUAUAAACUACUUGAUUUUACUGUUCUUGGUAUACUUGAAGGUGAACAGUUAACAGCAGAAGAUUUUGAUACUCAAUUUGAUAAAAUAAAAAGACAAGAAAUUGAACAUGAAAAAGAACAAAAAAGAACAAAUCGUGAAAGAAAUCGAACUGAAAAUGAUCGUAAUCAACAAAAUGGCAAUAGUGGACGUCGAAAAUCACCACAACAUACUAUGCGAAUUAAUGUCGACGAUUUUAAUAGUUAG